UGAACUUGGGCUUUUGGACAACUUGACCCAAUUGAAAUAUCCACCAAUUGGACCCGAAUUGCAUUUUCCAAACCCUAAUCCCAAUCUCCACCAGUUUCACCGAGCUACUAGGGUUUAAUAAUUUCCCCCCUACUACAGCCAUCGCCGGAGCUCAGCUACACUGUAUCCUCGUACAAUAGAUUUUUCACCGGAUUCCGUUUUUCGUUACUCUUCCGGCACUUACUACAACAUCGUAGCUUGAAGAUGGGGAAGAUGGGGCGAGUGUACAGGAUGAAAGGGCAGAAAAGGAAGGAGAAGGGAGAACGGUACGACAAGGACGAAGAUGAAUUCGAAAAAGUCGACGAUGACGUCACGCCGCUGCCGCCUAAGAAGCUGAAAUCGGACGACGCCGCCGCCGUUUCCGGCGCGGAGGAGAAAUUGGAGGCGGAAGACGAUGAAAUGCCCGGGAUUCCGAUUGUUCAGGUGGAUAUGGGUAGAAGUAAGCCGGGCGUUAUCUUUGUUCUCGAAAAUGCGUCUUUGGAAGUUGCUAAAAUUGGGAAGAACCAUCAGCUUUUGAGUUCGGAUGAGCACGCCAAUUUCUUGAUGAAAAAUAAGAAAAAUCCCGCCGAUUAUCGGCCCGACAUUGCCUUUCAGGCGAUUCAAACAAUUUUAGACAGCCGUGUGAACAAAUCUGGUAGAUUGAAAGCUUUAUAUGUGAAGACACAGAUAGGCGCUCUUUUGGAAAUCAAACCUCAUGCUCGUAUGCCAAGGACAUACAAGAGGUUCUCUGGUCUCAUGGUGCAAUUGCUGAAUGACUUGGACAUUAAAGCAUCCGGUAAGGGUGAAAAGCUUUUGAGAGUGAUCAAGAACCCUGUUACCAAAUAUUUACCCGUUAACAGUCGUAAAAUAGGCUUUUCACACAGCUCGGAAAAGCUGACCGAUAUGUACAACUAUGUCGAUACUGUUAACGAUGACUUGGAUCUUGUUUUCGUGGUAGGGGCAAUGGCCCAUGGAAAAAUCGAAGAUAAUUAUGUAGAAGAUUAUAUAUCAAUUUCCGAGUAUCCAUUGAGUGCUGCGUACUGCAUAUCAAUAGUUACGACUGCUGUGGAACGGAAGUGGAAGAUAUUGUAAAAUGCAUCGGGUUUUUUCCGGGCCUUUUCUUUCCCUUGGUUGUAGUAUGAUUGAAAUAGAUUUCUUUCAAUUUCUUUGGUUGUAAUACAAAUCAUAUUUCCUUAGUAGAAAAUGUUCUACUUAUAUUGUAUUAUUAUUACCAUUGCCAAUUGUGAUGUAGAUUUUAUUUAUGAUGUGAGAAAGCAUUUUUCGGUAGUU
This is a messenger RNA of Erythranthe guttata (spotted monkey flower), 1308 nucleotides long. Its product is annotated as nucleolar essential protein-like protein. NCBI's taxonomy places the organism in Eukaryota, Viridiplantae, Streptophyta, Magnoliopsida, Lamiales, Phrymaceae. Gene Ontology annotation, molecular function: rRNA binding; rRNA (pseudouridine) methyltransferase activity. The record is from RefSeq and is a predicted model, not a curated record. Gene Ontology annotation, cellular component: nucleus; small-subunit processome. Gene Ontology annotation, biological process: rRNA base methylation.